AUGACAAGCAGUGAGCCAACAGUACUUAUCAUAGGCGCUGGUACCUUUGGCGCGUCUACUGCCUAUCAUUUGGGCAAACAAUACAAAGAUCCAUCGCGGAUUACUAUCGUCGACCGUUGGGAUAGCAAUACAUCCCUAAAACAAAAGCAAGCGGCAGCCAUCGACACUAAUCGCAUUAUUCGUACCGACUACGAAUCUCAUCUUUACUGCAAUCUUGCCAAUGAAGCCAUUCAUUUUUGGUUCUGGAGCAUAGCAGUACAGGGGCAUUUCCACAAAACCGGUUGGGUCGUGUUAGACAAAAAGAACGGUACUUUUGGCGAUGCGAUUAGAAAAACAUUCGUUGAGAGAGGAGGCGACUACACGCGCGAUCUAGAACCGCAAGAGCUGGACAAGUACGCUGUGACGAAAGGCAUCAAGGCUGCAGAAUAUGGAAAGGGCUACUUCAACCGCGAAGCCGGCUGGUGCGACGCGGAAAAAGCAACACAAAGCUUCACGAAGGUUGCAUUGGAGCUAGGAGUCAAGAGGGUGACUGGAGACGUGCAAGAGUUAUUGCUGAGCGCCGACCGACGCAGCCUAGCAGGUGUAAAGCUAAGAGAUGGUCAAAUUCUGAAAGCCGACAAGAUCGUGUUGGCAGCAGGAGCAUGGACCAGCUCUUUGAUGUCGCCGAUCGAGGAUGCUUUGAAGAUCCAGGAACCAGACCGCAUCGAGCGCCAGAUCACCGCUGUAGGACGGGUCUCUGCAUACUAUACACUGAACGAACAAGACACUCAGAGCAUGAUCGACGAAACAGUACCUGUAAUCGUCAUUGGCGGAGAGGUCGACAUCAUCCCACCCUCGCAACCGAACCGAACGCUGAAGAUCAACGACAUUAAGACAGAAAUCAUCAACACGGUUACGACCCCGUCCGGUCAUAAAAUCACUAUGCCAUCUCGAAGAAACCAGAACGAUGUCCCUGAGAGACUCAAGCGUGAAAGCGCAAAAAUCAUGCACGGUGCUAUGCCAGAUUGGACACGAAGCAAGCAACCAGACAGAUGGCGAAUUUGCUACGACGCCGUCACGCCAACCGAAGACUGGCUAAUGUGUCGACAUCCUCACAAAAGUCUCGCCAACUUGUACCUCGCCGUUGGCGGUAGCUUCCACUCGUACAAAUUCCUCCCCGUCGCCGGCGCAUACAUGUGCAACGUACUAAGCGGCAAGGGCAACGGUGAGGAGAAAGAUACGGCCUGGAAGUGGAAGACCGCCGAAGAACUGUCAUGUCGCAAGGGUAAGGAGUUUGGUGAAAGCCCCAGGGAUUGCGAUAAGAAAGAGUUGAAAGUGUUCACACUGUCACUCAACAGCUGCGCAGUCACCCAACUCGCGGACACACCAGACUACACAAUUCUUUCUCUAUCGUGUCACUCCAUCCUCCAACGUAUAGUUGAAGACAUGUCUUCCAUGGAGCAUUCUCCCGCCAACAACGACAACAGUGCUAAAGAGAACACCAUCACCAAGCCCAGUGAAGGCACGUAUAGAAGUUUACUCAACACCGACAACGACGUCACCGUAGACGAAGAGCUCGCCGAGGAUCAAGAAAUGGAAGACAGCUACGUGUUUGUAGAAGCCGAUUACCAUUCCUACAGCGAUGCCGCAUCUUCUGUCGCCGAAGGCUCGAGUUCAAGCUGUGAGCUCCCAGAGCGUGAAGAGGAUGAAGAUGCAAAGUCCAAGAGUGACGCUGGAAAGAUGGAAGAGCAGAAUGGCGGUGUCAGGAGGGGAUUUGUCAAGAAAGCGACGAAGGAAAAGCCUUCUGGUGGCGAAGGGAGUGAUGGUAAGGAUGACGGAGAAGAUCUGCCAGAAUUCGUGAAGAAGGAGCUGGGGGCAUGA
Molecule: messenger RNA, 1860 nt
Organism: Alternaria viburni
Lineage: Eukaryota; Fungi; Ascomycota; Dothideomycetes; Pleosporales; Pleosporaceae
Exons: 4
Coding region: 1-1860 (619 amino acids)
Molecular function (GO): saccharopine oxidase activity; flavin adenine dinucleotide binding; sarcosine oxidase activity
Source: RefSeq, a predicted model, not a curated record